AUGCAAGUCCAAAUCCAUGAAACCAAACUCAUCCAACCCUCGACGACACCCCCUCUCGCUCAAGACCGGGUCCUCCCCCUCUCGCACCUCGACGCCGAUCCCAAUCUCGACGUCACGUUCCGUUACCUCCGCGCCUACGUAAAUGCCGACCAAACGAAGCAUGCCCGCGAUCCAUACCAUGUCGUCUCUAGAGCGCUGUCUCGUGCGCUUUGUUACUACUACCCUCUGUGCGGCACGCUUCGCCGCGGCAAUAAUGACCGGUGCGGCCUCGAGCUACGCUGUGCCGCCGGCCAAGGCAUGCCGCUCAUUCACGCCACCGCCAAUUGCACUCUCCAUGCGGUCAACCAACUCGAUGAUGCGGAGUCGGGUUUCCUGGAGCGGCUGAUACCCGACCCGGAUCCGGAGGAGAGUUUGGUCAACCCGUGCAUGCUCCAAGUCACGGUGUUCGAAUGCGGGGGGUUUAGCUUAGGCGCCGCCAUACACCACGCCAUGUGUGACGGGCUCGGGGCGACCCUGUUCUUCGGGGCGGCGGCGGAGCUAGCUCGUGGGGCGGAGCGAGUUUCCAUCGAGCCGGUGUGGGACCGGGAUGUCUUGCUGGGGCCGAGGAGUCCGGUCCGGGUCGAGGCGCCAGUUGGGGAUUACUUGUGCGAGAAGGGUCGUGACCCGUACGAUGAUGAAGAGGAUUGUGCGUUUGUGAGGGAGUUUUUCCAUGUGAGGGAGGAGUGGUUGGACCGGCUCAAGGCGUUGCUGUUGGAGAAUUGUGGCCAGAGGUUCACCACGUUCGAAGCUUUGGGUGCAUUCAUUUGGCGUGCAAAGGUCAAGGUAUCAGACAUUCCGGGCGACGAAACGGUGAAAUUCUCGUACUCGACGAACAUCCGCAAGCUGCUGAAACCGCCAUUGCCGGUCGGCUACUGGGGCAACGGAUGUGUCCCGAUAUACGUCCAGCUAACGGCGAGAGACUUGCUGGAAAAGCCAAUUUGGGAGAUCGCAGAGCUGAUCAGGAAGAGCAAGCGCAAUGCAAGCGAUGAGUACGUGCGGUCAUACAUUGACUUUCAAGAGGCACAUCGAAGAGAAGGCGUCUCGGCUGGCAAGAAUGUGAGUGGAUUCACAGAUUGGAGGCAUUUGGGGCACUCGACGGUGGAUUUUGGGUGGGGAGGACCGGCCAACGUGUUGCCCCUCUCGAGGAAGCUCUUGGGAAGCAACGAGGCUUGCUUCUUCUUGCCUUGUUCUGAGGCUGGACUUGGAGAUCCGAGCGAUGGCUUUAGGAUCUUGGUGAAUUUGAAGGAAAAGUGCUUGUGUGGUUUUAGGGAGGAGAUGGAGAAGCUUGGGAAGAUGGAGUUUGGGUUUGCUUGAUGUCAAGCAAAGAUGCUUUAGUGGCUAUUUCACUGCAUGUAUGUGGAAGUUGGUUUUGUACUUUGGAGGAAGUUCCUAUUCCAAGUUUGAUCUAUUUCUCAUUUCAUGUCAAGAAUUUAUUGUGAUUGCUACACUAUUUAUGUGUCGAAGAAAGUGAGGGUAUUACAUGUUAAAA
Syzygium oleosum is the source of this 1528-nucleotide messenger RNA. RefSeq names its product spermidine sinapoyl-CoA acyltransferase. NCBI's taxonomy places the organism in Eukaryota, Viridiplantae, Streptophyta, Magnoliopsida, Myrtales, Myrtaceae. The record is from RefSeq and is a predicted model, not a curated record. The coding region runs from base 1 to 1353 and encodes 450 amino acids. The transcript is spliced from 3 exons.